Aspergillus neoniger CBS 115656 is the source of this 1323-nucleotide messenger RNA. Its product is annotated as kinase-like protein. Gene Ontology annotation, biological process: spliceosomal complex assembly; regulation of mRNA processing; protein phosphorylation. Bases 1 to 1323 code for a protein of 440 amino acids. The transcript is spliced from 5 exons. The record is from RefSeq and is a predicted model, not a curated record. NCBI's taxonomy places the organism in Eukaryota, Fungi, Ascomycota, Eurotiomycetes, Eurotiales, Aspergillaceae. Gene Ontology annotation, molecular function: ATP binding; protein kinase activity.
AUGCGUCUCUGUAGCCCUAUCAAUGGCAUAAUCAGCCGUCCCAAACCAUCGCGAUGGCCUAUCACCUCUCCCCUCCACCCCUGUCAACACAGACAUACAAGCUCCCUCUCAUCCCCAUCACCACCACGCACAUUCCCCACAACAGGAUACGAACUCCUCAAUCACAUCCCCAAGCUAGAAGAAGAAUCUCUCCCUGACUACCGAGCCGAGCGAUUCUACCCCGUCCACAUCGGUGAAGUCUUCAAUUCCCGAUACCAAGUCAUCACCAAACUCGGCUUCGGAUCCUCAUCCACCGUCUGGCUAUGUCGUGAUCUACAAACCAACAACUACCUAACCCUAAAACUCCACGUCCGCAGCACCCAACACACCCACCUCCCGGAGAUCCGCAUAUCCAAACACCUAAAACAAGCCCACCACACCAAAGCCGAACAGAGUAAACAUGUAGGCCAGAAAUACACCCGCCUCAUCCACGACUCCUUCGAAAUCCAAGGUCCCCACGGAAUCCAGCCAUGUAUUCUCUACCAACCAUCCGGAAUGGACAUCUGCGAUUACAUCCAAUGCCUGGAGGGCAACGCAUUACCAGAAGAUCUCCUCCGCGUUACCAUCCGGUUUAUGCUCAUUGCGCUGGAUUAUCUCCAUUCAGCUAAUGUGGUUCAUACAGGCAUCGAAGACACCUCAAUCCUCACCGACCUAGAAGAGGAAGAGCUCAACGAGCCUGCUCCGCGAAAACACCUUCCGGAUAAUAGAACCAUCUACGCUACGCGCGGAAUGCCCUUCACGACUGGGGAACCCAUGCUCGCUGAUCUGGGGGAGGCGAGAUUACUUCUUCCCAUUGAUACGGGCACGCAGACUAGUGGUUCUAUCAUCAUGCUGGGGUUAUAUAGAGCUCCGGAAGUAAUGCUUAAUAUGGAAUGGGAUGAGAAGGUGGAUAUAUGGGCUUUGGGGCAGACGGCAUGGUCCCUACUCCAAUCAACCCACCUCUUCACCAAUGCUCCAGAUCUGAUAUCACAGGAUGAUCAUGCUCGUCGCUUCGCAGAGAUUAUAGCCCUGCUUGGGCAUCCGCCGGGUGAGUUUUUGGGCGGAGUGAGGAGAGUUGGAAGUUUUGGGAUCGAGAUGUUUAAUUGUGUGUCUAUGGGUAACUGGAAAAGUCACGUAGAGAUUCCUGAAGAAUCCCUGGAUGAUCGAGUGACGCGACUCGAGGGCGAUAGGAAGAGGCUUUUUCUGCGGUUCCUGCGGAAGACGUUGAGCUGGGUUCCUGGGGAGAGGCCGAGUGCGAGGGAGUUGUUGAUGAAGGAUGAGUGGGUUAGGGGGAAGGAUUAUUGA